AUGGGGACAAGAAUACAAAAUUCUUUCAUGGCAAGGCGAAUCAAAGGCGACAAAACAAUUCGAUCCGGAAACUUAAAGAUGAGAAUGGCUAUUGGUGGAGAGGUUUCGAGCACUGUGAAAGAAAUCUGCGAGGAGUUUUGUUCGGUGGUGCGUGGCAAACUCAAUUCUGAGAAUGUGUUGUGGUGCUCUGAGAGAUUCAGCAAGGAGGAAGUCAAGGCGGCUCUGGAUCAAAUGAAUCCCCUCAAAGCUCCGGGCCCCGGCGGUUUGCCAGCUCUUUUCUAUCAGAAAUACUGGAACAUUGUGGGGAGUGAUGUUAGCAACCUUGUUCUGGAUAUUCUGAAUGCCAACAAAAGCCCAGCUUUGAUCAACAGUACUCAGAUUGUGUUAAUUCCCAAGUGCAAGAGACCGUCGGGCCCUAAAGAUUUUAGGCCGAUCAGCCUGUGCAAUGUGGUUAUGAAACUCGUAACUAAGGUUAUUGCCAAUAGACUCAAAUGUAUUCUGCCUGAAAUUGUGGACGAGGAACAAAGUGCCUUCGUAAAAGGGCGGCUCAUCACGGACAAUGUGCUUGUGGCCAUGGAGUGCUUCCAUUGGAUGAAGAAAAAGAAGAAAGGAAAGAAGGGGGUUAUGGCGUUGAAACUCGAUAUGUCAAAAGCUUAUGACCGGGUGGAGUGGAGUUUUGUCAUACAGGUCCUCGUUUCUAUGGGAUUCCCAGAUCAUUUGGUCAAUCUGAUUAAGAGCUGCAUUUCGACGGUGUCCUAUAAAGUGCUUAUAAAUGGACAACCGAGUAUGAGUUUUCUGCCGGAGAGGGGGCUCCGUCAAGGGGACCCUCUGUCUCCUUAUCUGUUCAUUUUAUGCACCAACGUCCUAUCAGGGUGGCUGAAGCGCGAAGUGCAGGGCAAGAAGAUUCAUGGUAUCAAGGUUGCUCGUACAGCUCCGAUUAUUUCUCACUUGUUUUUUGCAGAUGACUGCUUGCUGUUUGCUAGGGCAAAUACUAGUGAGGCUGCGAAGGUUUUGUCAAUCCUUGUUGAUUAUGAAGCGGCGUCGGGGCAGGUUGUGAAUUUGGAUAAGUCAGAGGUUUCUUUCAGCCGUAACAUCAAGGAAGAAGAUAAGGCGGCGAUUCAGACUAGACUGAAUAUGAAUUCAGUUGGAGGGCAUGGUAAGUAUCUGGGGAUUCCGGUAGUGCUAGGAAGAUCCAAGAGGGAGGUUUUUUCACUUGUCGUCGAGCGAGUUUGGAAGAAAAUGAAGGGGUGGAAGGAGAGAUUCUUGUCUAGGGCGGGAAAGGAGGUUCUGAUCAAGGCUGUCGCGCAGGCUAUUCCAUCUUACAUCAUGAGUUGUUAUAAACUCCCGGAGAAUGUGUGUAACGAACUCGAGUCGAUGUUGGCCAAUUUUUGGUGGGGUUCCAAAGAAGGGAAAAGGAAGGGGGAGGAGUCUCUGGUGGGGAGAGUUUUCAAGAGCAGAUAUUUUCCUAAUUGUUCUCUUGCGGACAGUUCGGUUGGCUUCUGCCCAAGUUAUGCCUGGAGAAGCAUUAUUAGUGCUAGAGAAUUGGUUCAACGCGGUACGCGGUGGAGGAUAGGGAAUGGUGACAGUGUGAAGGUGUUGAGUGAUAAUUGGUUGCCUAACUCUUCGGGUUUUCGGGUGUUGGGGAAUGCUAGAGGGGUGGAUCAGCACACUAAGGUUGGGGAUUUUAUAGACAGGGAUCUUGGCUGCUGGGAUAGGGAUCUUGUUUACAGCAGUUUCGAUCCGGACGUUGCUCUUCAGAUCAUAAGUAUUCCUCUUGCUCAAAGGGAAACACAGGAUAAACAGAUUUGGCACUUCGAUAAGUCGGGGGAUUUCACCGUUAAGUCGGCUUAUCAUUGUUGUACCAAGAGGAAUUGGGCUGCGAAACUGGGUUCGUCUAGUAGUCUGCACAGUAGGCUUUGGAAAGAAACUUGGAAGGCGCCGGUUCAUUCAAGGACCCGGAAUUUCAUUUGGAGAUUGGCCAAGGAUAUUUUACCUGUUAAGACAAAUCUCUCUAAAAAAGGUAUUUCCCUUGACACCUCUUGCUCUUUGUGUAAUUCAGCUCCUGAGACAGCUCAUCACGUUUUCAUGGAGUGCCCGUUCGCGAAACAAGUUUUUUUCUCUUCAUCCCUGGGCUACCGUGUUCCUGAGAAUACCGAUACUUGUGUGUGGAUUGAAUCGAUUCUGAAGUGUGGUGAUGUGCUCAGUUCACAAAUCUUAUGUACCUCGUUACAGAAAAUAUGGCAGGCCAGGAACGUUUUAUUGUACGAGCGCAAGACUUCUUCUCCGGUGAAAAUAUAUAGGGAUGCUUUUGAUAGCGUGAUGGAGUUUAACCGCGAGAACCUGGUGGCUGGCGAAAAAGCGAGGCUGAAGGUGCAGCAGCCUUUCCCUAGUGAACCUGAUAAGCUGACAGUGGUGCAGUGUGAUGCGGGUGUCUUUCCGGAUAAUACUGUAGCCUUUGGGUGUGUCUUUAAGGAUAGAGAUUUGGAGUGCCAGUUUGCUGCCAGCAGGAAAGAGGUCAUGGCUGUUCCGCCGGACUUAGCUGAGGUUCUUGCGUUGCGGUGGAGCUUGAACUUAGCGUUAUCUCUUGGAUUUGAUUUUGUGCUCUUGCAGUCGGAUGCCCAAACGGUGGUGGACUGUGUCAAUUCCUCCGUGGAGAAUGCGGUCAUCGAGCCAAUAGCGGCGGAUUGUAGGAUGCUUCUUAGUAGGUUCAAAUUAGGUUCUGUUAUGUUUAUUAGUAGAACUCUUAAUUUAGAUUCCCACAACAUUGUUGGUUUGGGUCAUGCUUUUGGUUCCAGGACCUGGAUUGGAGGGUUACCUGAUAGGAACCCUGUUGUAAUGCUUCCUCUUUCUUCUGCUGUUUAA
Vicia villosa (hairy vetch) is the source of this 2862-nucleotide messenger RNA. RefSeq lists its product as uncharacterized. The record is from RefSeq and is a predicted model, not a curated record. Gene Ontology annotation, molecular function: nucleic acid binding; RNA-DNA hybrid ribonuclease activity. The coding region runs from base 1 to 2862 and encodes 953 amino acids. NCBI's taxonomy places the organism in Eukaryota, Viridiplantae, Streptophyta, Magnoliopsida, Fabales, Fabaceae. The transcript has 3 exons.